Molecule: messenger RNA, 1401 nt
Organism: Apodemus sylvaticus (European woodmouse)
Lineage: Eukaryota; Metazoa; Chordata; Mammalia; Rodentia; Muridae
Gene: Npy5r
Product: neuropeptide Y receptor Y5
Exons: 1
Coding region: 1-1401 (466 amino acids)
Biological process (GO): G protein-coupled receptor signaling pathway
Cellular component (GO): neuron projection; plasma membrane
Molecular function (GO): neuropeptide Y receptor activity; neuropeptide binding
Source: RefSeq, a predicted model, not a curated record
AUGGAGGUUAAACUUGAAGAGCAUUUUAACAAGACAUUUGUCACAGAGAACAACACUGCUGCCAGUCGGAACGCUGCCUUCCCUGCCUGGGAAGACUACAGAGGCACAGAGAACAAUACUUCUGCUGCUCGGAACGCUGCCUUUCCUGUCUGGGAGGACUAUAGAGGCAGUGUAGAUGAUUUACAAUACUUUCUGAUUGGGCUCUAUACAUUUGUAAGUCUUCUUGGCUUUAUGGGAAAUCUACUUAUUUUAAUGGCUGUUAUGAAAAAGCGCAAUCAGAAGACUACAGUAAACUUUCUCAUAGGCAACCUGGCCUUCUCCGACAUCUUGGUUGUCCUGUUUUGCUCCCCUUUCACCCUGACCUCUGUCUUGUUGGAUCAGUGGAUGUUUGGCAAGGCCAUGUGUCACAUCAUGCCGUUCCUUCAGUGUGUGUCGGUUCUGGUUUCCACUCUGAUUUUAAUAUCAAUCGCCAUUGUCAGGUAUCAUAUGAUAAAGCACCCGAUAUCUAACAAUCUAACAGCGAACCAUGGCUACUUCCUGAUAGCUACUGUCUGGACCCUGGGCUUUGCCAUCUGUUCUCCCCUCCCAGUGUUUCACAGCCUUGUGGAACUUAAGGAAACCUUUGGCUCAGCAUUGCUGAGCAGUAAGUAUUUGUGUGUUGAGUCAUGGCCCUCUGAUUCAUACAGAAUUGCUUUCACAAUCUCUUUAUUGUUAGUUCAGUAUAUCCUGCCUCUAGUAUGUUUAACAGUAAGUCAUACCAGCGUCUGCAGGAGUAUAAGCUGUGGAUUGUCCCACAAAGAAAACAGACUCGAAGAAAACGAGAUGAUCAACUUAACUCUACAUCCCUCCAAAAAGAGCAGGAACCAGGAAAAACCCCCCAGCGCUCAAAAGUGGAGCUACUCAUUCAUCAGAAAGCACAGAAGAAGAUACAGCAAGAAGACAGCGUGCGUGUUACCUGCCCCAGCAGGACCUUCCCAGGAGAAGCACCUAACUGUUCCAGUAAACCCAGGCUCAGGCCGUAGCCAGCUGUCACCAUCCAGUAAGGUCAUUCCAGGGGUCCCGAUCUGCUUUGAGGUGAAACCUGAAGAAAGCUCAGAUACGCAGGAGAUGAGAGUCAAGCGUUCCAUCACGAGAAUAAAAAAGAGAUCUCGAAGUGUUUUCUACAGACUGACUAUAUUGAUCCUAGUGUUCGCCGUUAGCUGGAUGCCACUCCACGUCUUCCACGUGGUGACUGAUUUCAAUGAUAACCUGAUUUCCAAUAGGCAUUUCAAGCUGGUGUACUGCAUCUGUCACUUGUUAGGCAUGAUGUCCUGUUGUCUUAAUCCGAUCCUAUAUGGAUUCCUUAAUAACGGUAUCAAAGCAGACUUGAGAGCCCUUAUCCACUGCCUACACAUGUCCUGA